UACUGGGACCCGCGUUACCGGCGCCUCGAGCGGGCCGCGCCGCGGGGCCGGCCGGGCGGCGGGUGUGUGAGGCCCAGUCAUGGUGGCGGUGCCGCCGUCCUCCGCUGCGGGCGGCCCGGAGCCUCCCCCGCCGCCGCUGCAGUACAGCCUGCUGCUGCAGCACCUGGUGGGCGAGCAGCGGCGGCCCCGCGCCUGGGACCCGGCUGCCCUCGGCGGCAUCCCCAGCCCGCCCAAGAGCGAGGAGCAGAAGAUGGUGGAGCGGGCCAUGGAGAGCUGCGCCUUCAAGGCGGCGCUGGCCUGCGUGGGAGGAUUUGUUCUGGGAGGUGCAUUUGGUGUCUUCACAGCUGGCAUUGACACUAAUGUUGGGUUUGAUCCCAAGGAUCCCUAUCGCACACCAACUGCAAAAGAGGUCCUCAAAGAUAUGGGGCAGCGAGGCAUAUCCUAUGCAAAGAACUUUGCCAUUGUGGGUGCCAUGUUCUCCUGCACUGAAUGUGUGGUAGAAUCUUAUCGUGGAAAGUCAGACUGGAAGAAUAGUGUUAUUAGUGGCUGCAUCACAGGAGGAGCAAUUGGCUUCAGAGCUGGUUUGAAGGCAGGGGUCAUCGGCUGUGGUGGAUUUGCCGCUUUCUCCGCUGCAAUUGAUUACUAUCUACGGUAACAGCAGGAUCCUGUGGGAGCAAGUUUCCCUUUUGUUCCAACACUGCUGCAUCACAGCAGAAGAACCAUCAGGCUUACCUUUCUACUGCCUUUGGAGUCCUGAUCAGUGCAAGCUGGAUGGUGUUGGCCACUUUUCCCGAAUGACUAACAAUACUCUGGCUCUGAGCCCCAGCAUGCUGCUUCAGGCAGACUUGCGGGAGUAUGCGAGGAUGGAGCCAGGCGCAGUGAGCAGUAUCUCCAGGACGGAUCAGCUGACUCUCAGUUUCCAGGAAACAAGCCUGGACCUGGAGCUUUUUCGAUCCUUUGUGUCUGAUUUUGAUUAAGUCUGUUGCUAGCAUCAAAAGAGGCCAGAGGACAAUCUUCAAAAAGAAACUCAGUGAUUUAGGUUACCGUGUAUUUGAAUGUGCUGCAAGUGUUUUAACAGUUACCAGUUUGCAGCUUGCUACUCUGUUGGGGAGAGAGGUAAGACCCUGUGGAGAAAUAAGUUUGUUCCAGGCUUUUCUUAAAAUACCAGCUGAAGACAAACCAC
This is a messenger RNA of Falco peregrinus (peregrine falcon), 1183 nucleotides long. RefSeq names its product translocase of inner mitochondrial membrane 22 (gene TIMM22). NCBI's taxonomy places the organism in Eukaryota, Metazoa, Chordata, Aves, Falconiformes, Falconidae. Gene Ontology annotation, biological process: protein insertion into mitochondrial inner membrane. Gene Ontology annotation, molecular function: transmembrane protein transporter activity. The transcript is spliced from 4 exons. The coding region runs from base 80 to 655 and encodes 191 amino acids. Gene Ontology annotation, cellular component: TIM22 mitochondrial import inner membrane insertion complex. The record is from RefSeq and is a predicted model, not a curated record.